AUGGUUGUCCCUGGUUACAAUGGAAGCAAAAAUUUUAGGCGGUUAUAUUCAGAAAAAGCCACCCCAAAGAUAACCACUCACUAUACAGUCUACCCCAGAGCACAAGAUGAGAGAUGGAAAGACAUAGACAUGGAAAGGUUUGUUGAUGAAGCCGAUGUUUUGAUUGUUGGGGGUGGACCUUCUGGUCUUGCUGCAGCCUGUCGGCUAAAACAGCUGUCAAAUGAAAAUAAUAUGGAACUACGAGUUUGUGUAGUUGAAAAAGCAGCAGAAAUUGGUGGCCAUAUUUUGUCUGGGGCUUGCCUUGAACCCAGAGCCUUAAAUGAAUUGUUUCCAAAUUGGGAAGAACGUGGUGCACCACUGCUAACACCUGUGACUACAGAUAAAUUUUUAUAUCUUACUGAAAAGAAAUAUGUAAAAAUUCCAGUUUUACCAGGAAUGCCUAUGGUAAAUCAUGGUAACUAUAUAGUACGACUUGGAAAUGUAGUUCGAUGGCUGGGGGAACGGGCAGAAGAAUUAGGUGUGGAAAUUUAUCCUGGUACAGCAGCAAGUGAAAUCCUGUUUAAUGAAGAUGGAAGUGUGAAAGGGGUUGCAACAAACGAUGUUGGAAUACACAAAGAUGGAUCUCCAAAGGAUUCAUUUGAACGAGGUAUGGAACUUCAUGCCAAGAUGACCAUAUUCGCAGAAGGCUGCCAUGGGCAUUUAGCAAAGCAAUUAUACAAGCAUUUUGAUUUGCGGAAAAAUUGUGAACCACAAAGUUAUGGAAUUGGCUUCAAAGAAUUGUGGGAAGUCAAUCCAGAAUUACACAAACCAGGCACAAUUGAACAUACAAUAGGUUGGCCUCUUGAUAUGCAUACCUAUGGAGGAUCUUUUCUUUAUCAUCUGGGUGAAGGCGAAUCAUUAGUUUCUGUAGGAAUGGUGAUUGAAUUCCAGAGAUUCAAAACACAUCCAAAUAUUGCACCACUUUUCAAAGGAGGGAACAGAAUUGCUUAUGGGGCAAGAGCAUUAAAUGAAGGUGGUCUCCAAAGUCUUCCUAAAUUAACAUUUCCCGGUGGCUGUCUUGUUGGUUGUAGUCCAGGUUUUAUGAAUGUUCCAAAAAUAAAAGGAAGCCAUAAUGCUAUGAAGACUGGAAUGUUGGCUGCAGAAACUAUUUUUGAAAUGAUUGGUGAAGAUCCAAAUGAAAUAACAGGCAAAGAACCAGUAAAAUAUGAAGAAGCCUUUAAGAAAAGCUGGGUUUAUGAUGAACUGUAUCAUGUUAGAAAUGUCCGUCCUUCUUUCCACUCAAAAUUUGGUUUGUUUGGAGGACUUGUUUACACUGGAUUGUUUUGUUGGAUGUUUCGAGGGAAAGAGCCCUGGACUUUGUCUCAUGGAGGUCCUGACUACAAGAAGCUGAAACCUGCAACAGAAUGCAAAGUUAUUGAAUAUCCAAAGCCAGAUGCUCUAACUGGAACCAAUCAUGACCAUGAUCAACCACCUCAUUUAACUCUGAUGGAUGACAGUAUACCUGUGAAACGAAACCUUAAAUUAUUUGAUGGACCUGAACAAAGGUUUUGUCCUGCUGGAGUUUAUGAAUAUGUAGCUGUUGAAGAUGAAGGUGAAAUGAGAUUGCAAAUCAAUGCCCAGAACUGUAUACAUUGCAAAACUUGUGACAUUAAAGAUCCAAGUCAAAAUAUCAACUGGGUGUGCCCACAAGGUGGAGAAGGACCUGCUUAUAAUGGAAUGUGA
This is a messenger RNA of Acanthosepion pharaonis, 1722 nucleotides long. NCBI's taxonomy places the organism in Eukaryota, Metazoa, Mollusca, Cephalopoda, Sepiida, Sepiidae. The record is from the annotation of a GenBank genome assembly.